CGAACUUUAAAUCAGCUAUUAAAGAGCAUAAAACUUUCAACAGGGUUCUUAAUUAAGAGGACCUUUAGAUAAUACAAGCCUUGUUCGGAAUUGACAAAUUUUAAUCUGGAGAAAUUCGAGGAAAAAUGGCAAGCAGCCUACUUAGUCCGGGUUUAGCGGCGACCUCAAAGGUCAUUGACGAAAUCAAAUCGAAUAACUAUCGGGUAUCCACUGUGAUGGAUAUCAAAAAUGACACCAAAUAUAACUUGGUAAGUGGGUCCAUCUUUGCUGUGAAUGGAAGUGUGUUGCAAUCACCACUUGUGUUGAAGUCUAAUUCUAGUGACUUUGUAGCUACAAGAAAAACAUGGGGGUUAGCGAAAGGGACGCAUGGAAUACUGAGCUAUACUUUCGAAAACAACCCAGAUAAGAAGAUUGUUGUUUUAUGGUCGGCUCCUUUCAACUUCGAUUUUUACAAAAACCGUCUUGGGGUUGGGAUUACCACAGAUUCCAAAGAUAUUGACAUACAACUAUUUGAUCAAAUGAUAAAGGAUAAACCCAUUGACAGUCUCACGUAUAAAAUAGACAAGUUUAAAAGUGCGAGAAUGGUUCCAGUUAUUGCUAAAUACGAAGAUGUGGUUGUUGAAGGAACAAUGUCAUCAGACCAUAACGCCUAUGUGAAGAUACACAUUCGAUCAGAGAGUGGUUAAUACACUUUUAAAUUUCUAACGCAUUUGUAUUUGCUUUAUCAUGCUCUUUUUUUGUAUUUAACCCUUAGGCUGCAGAUGGCAAUUUUAAAGGCUUUGCAAACAGCUUGGGACCAGACCAGACACGGAGUAACUCGGCGCCUGGUCAGGUUCCAAGCUGUUUGCCACUCAGUCAAUAUAUCCCCAAAGUUUUAAGUAAAUUGAAAGAAAUUUAGAAUAAACCAGACGACAUUUUUGAGCAGACGACAAUUUACCCAGCAUGCAAAGGGUUAAUUGUAAUUGUAUGUUAAAAUGAUAAAGUGACUUCGAUUUUUACCAGUAAAAUAAAUUAAUGUCUAAACGAUUGAGCCGCGAUAUUCAUGCAACUUCAUAUUUAUGCAAUUUUACUAAGGACGACGUCAUGAUAGUUAUUAUCAAAUUCAAUGCCAUUCGGAACUCCUUGGCAAUAUUCCAUCGAAAUAACAUGGGAUGUAUAUGGACGGUUUACAAUGCCAGAAAUUUUAUUAUUUAACUACGCUGCAAGUAGUAAUUGAAUGGCGGGUAGUUAUUUCAAUUUAACAGUUUAACUUUAAGAUUUCACACUUUGGGAUCUUUAUUAUCUAUGCAUUUAUUCACUACACUGGUAAUAAUUUUAAACUUGGAUAUACAAAAUACAAGUUACAACACUACAAUUAAUUUAUACUAUUAUUUAAAAGUUUACGAACUGUUUAUACUGAUGUACCGGCAUAUAUCUGAGGUUGCUUUCGUUUCCUUGUUUUUAGGCAUAAUGACAAACAUGGUUGUCUAGGACAUUACCUAUUGGAGUAUGUACUCACAUAUGGAUUUCACAAAUAUGUACAGGGAUGGAAUUGCAGAAUAUAAUCGACCUGCAAUGCAUUUUCUUAACAUUACUGUGAAAUCAUAAAUGUUCGAGAGCCAUUAAUGUUAGUGGUUUUCGUGGGUUGGGUGAUACACGAAUUCAAGAUUCCACGAAAUAUAGACCCUUAAUUCACUUUUUGAAUUGUCUUGUUAUGUACAUACUCUAGUAUAUUCUUUACCGAACUCACUGUAUAUCUUACUAUUAACGUUUUGUUAAUUUAUUAUA
Messenger RNA from Mya arenaria, 1767 nucleotides. RefSeq names its product tereporin-Ts1-like. Bases 126 to 686 code for a protein of 186 amino acids. The record is from RefSeq and is a predicted model, not a curated record. The transcript is spliced from 2 exons. NCBI's taxonomy places the organism in Eukaryota, Metazoa, Mollusca, Bivalvia, Myida, Myidae. Gene Ontology annotation, molecular function: channel activity. Gene Ontology annotation, cellular component: pore complex. Gene Ontology annotation, biological process: pore complex assembly; monoatomic cation transport; cytolysis in another organism.